AUGGAGUACACGGGCUCGUGUGCAGCUUGCCUCGCGCUCCUCGGCCCCAUGAAGCAGUUCGCCGAGAUGGGCGACCAGGGCUUCGUCGACCUCGCCACGGGUUUUUGCUCCACGCUCGGCAUCCAGGACGCCGACGUGUGCGCAGGUGCCGUCGGGACGCAGGCGCCGAUCCUCGCGCACGUCUUGCGCUCGGUCGGGCCCAGCUCGCUCGCCCUCAACAGCUUCUGCGCCAGCAUCUUUGGUCUAUGCCCACUUCCCGACACGACGCCGCACAAGGUCAACCUGUCCGACCCGCCGUUCUCGCUCUCGAGCGCGUCGUCGAGCGAGAUCCUGCCGGAACAAACGGCCCCGUUCCAGGUCGUGCACAUCUCUGACACGCACGUCGAUCGCGAGUACACAGUCGGCGCCGACGCAGACUGUCGCAAGGUCAUCUGCUGCCGCAACUAUGGGCCUCAGUCAGUCGGUGCGCACGCUCGCAAGCCAGCUGGACCGUACGGCGCCGACAAGUGUGACUCGCCGCCAGCUCUCGUCGACAGCGUCUUCCAGGCCGUCGAGCAGUUUGCGCCAAAUCGCUCUUUCACGAUCUUCACGGGCGACGCGAUGGACGACGCCGUCUGGGAGUCGUACCGCCCCAAGAUCGAGCGCGAGAUGCACAGCUGGCACGCCUCGCUGCCGACCCGCUCGUACCCGGUGUUCGGCAACCACGACGUCGCUCCCGUCAACGGCUUCCCGCGUUCGACGGCGCUCAACGCCUCGUCGGUCGACUGGGUCUACGAGCUCGCGGCGCGAGAUUGGGAAAAGUGGGUCGGGCGAGCGGCGGCAGAGCAGGUGAGGACGAUGAGCGGGUGCUACGCGACGGUCCAUCCGGGCACGAGCCUCAAGAUCAUCUCGCUCAACACGAACCUGUGGUACAAGCAAAACUUCUGGCUGUACGACUCGGACGCGCCUGUGUGGGACCCGAACGGCAUCUUGACGUGGCUCGCUCGAGAACUCGACGAGGCCGAGCAGGCCGGACAGCGCGCAUGGAUCAUCGGGCACAUGUCGUUCGGCAAGACCGACACCUUGCGCGACCAGAGCAACUACGCCGGCCAGAUCUUUCAGCGGUACCACCGGACGAUCGCGGCACACUUCUACGGGCACAGCCACCGCGACGAGUUCGAGAUCGGCUACUCGGACUACUCGGACCGCUCCCCGGCAACGGCGACCGCCAUCUCGUUCAUCGGCGGGGCACUCACACCUGCGUCCGGCAACCCCGUCUUCCGAGUGUACGACGUCGAUCCUGACACGUACGAGGUCGUCGACUUUGUGCCCAUCAUCGCCAAUCGCUCCUCGUCGACCUACCAAGCAGGCCCCGAGUGGGCGAGAUACUACUCGGCGCGCGAGAGCUACGGCGCUUUCCUCGAUCCGCCGCACCCGGCGCGCGAGCCGCUCAACGCGCGCUUCUGGCACCGCCUCACCGAGGCGUUCGAGGUCAACGAGUCCGCCUUCCAGCUGUACUUGACCAGGACGCUGCGAGGUCACCCGACGAGCGCGACCAAGUGCGACACGCCGUCGUGCAAGGCCGCCAAGCUCUGCGCACUACGCUCGAUGCGCAGCGAGGACAACUGCGUGCGUCCCUCUCGUCUCUCGGCGCUCGAGCGGCGCUCGUACUGA
This is a messenger RNA of Rhodotorula graminis WP1, 1653 nucleotides long. RefSeq lists its product as uncharacterized. The record is from RefSeq and is a predicted model, not a curated record. Bases 1 to 1653 code for a protein of 550 amino acids. Gene Ontology annotation, molecular function: sphingomyelin phosphodiesterase activity. Lineage: Eukaryota; Fungi; Basidiomycota; Microbotryomycetes; Sporidiobolales; Sporidiobolaceae. The transcript has 13 exons. Gene Ontology annotation, biological process: sphingomyelin catabolic process.